This is a messenger RNA of Sphaerodactylus townsendi, 2805 nucleotides long. RefSeq names its product double zinc ribbon and ankyrin repeat domains 1 (gene DZANK1). The coding region runs from base 390 to 2690 and encodes 766 amino acids. Gene Ontology annotation, molecular function: protein binding. Lineage: Eukaryota; Metazoa; Chordata; Lepidosauria; Squamata; Sphaerodactylidae. Gene Ontology annotation, biological process: eye photoreceptor cell development. The record is from RefSeq and is a predicted model, not a curated record. The transcript has 21 exons.
GUUGCCUUGGAGACGGCGUCGUUCCCCUUCGGUUUUCCUCCGGAGCGUUCUCAGAGUGUUCGAGCGGCGACGCUUGCCAGCGUGACGCCGGGGAGAAGGGGACAGGCCACCCCGGAGGAAGGCGGAGAGCCGCGCCGCUCCCUUGCUCCUCCUCGCAACGAGAAACCCAUGCGUCUCACAACAGUUCUGCAAGGUAGGCCGAGGUGGGCUGUUUGCACCUUCCUGCAGUCUCUGAACAGGAACAGCGUCGCCUAGACUAGGGUUGCUGUGUUGGAGCCGCUGUUCAGGCUGCCUUGAGGUACUAAAGACGCUGCUGCUUUCAUCGGGUUCACCUUUACCUGAAGCUGUCCGAGCCAAGAACAGCCCCCUAAGGGGAGGAAAAGGAAAAAAUGACUGCUGGCUCUGUUUUAGCACCUCAAGUGAUUCCUCUUCGAAUCCCAACAGCAGGCAAAGCUAAACAUGAAAUAGACACGAAUACAUUUGUUGAAAUCAAAUCAGAUACUCCUGAUGUUGUCAUAUAUUACACUAUAGAUGGAAGUAAACCAGAACUGUUUAAGAGAGUUGGUUACAAUGACUAUAAUACUUUUAAAUAUAAGGGACCAAUCUUGUUACCUGAUGGGAAAAUAACAGUCAAAGCACUGGCAGUCACAAAAGACUGCAGAGAGAGUGCUGUUGUAACAAAAGUGUUUAUGGUCAACUUUGUAACUCCAAACGCAGAUAUAUCUGAUGGAGAUAAUGAUAAGAAUUUAUCAAAAACUUUCUCCGGGCAGGAGAUAGAAAAUGGAUUAUUUGAUUCAAGACGAGAAAAGAAAAAUAUGAACAGAGAACCCCAACCCAGCUGGAACGGUAUAGCCCAGGAAUUUCAAGGUGCAUCGAAAGAAAAAAGAUCUGGGCCCUCACUGUCCAUUGGGCAGCAUCUACUUAACUUGAGCACCUCACGUAAUAAAGAAGAGGCCAAUCCAGCCACGCUGAUAUCUGAGUCACAGUUCGCUGAUUCUGCUGUGAGUAGUAGAAGUCUCACCAGAACUCAGGCACUGAGGAUCCAACGAGAGAAAGAUUCCUUCAAGUGUGCUCAGUGCCUGGCUCCUCACUCGUUAGAUCCGUUUGCGCGUUUCUGCCAGGAAUGCGGUUCCUUGAUCCCACCAGUGCCUGGAUAUAGUCUCCCGUCUCCUAAGGAUGCUCAGAUGGGGCUGUGUGUUGAAUGCCAAACUAUGGUGCCACUGAACACACCAACUUGUAUUGUAUGUGAGGCACCAACAUCUCCACAAUCGCAGUCUCCAGCGAACAUCUGCUUAAAGGGCAGAGUGGUAUGUUCGGCAUGUGGAUCAGGAAAUCCAGUUCAUGUCACACAUUGUGUGAUAUGUGAGAACCAGCUUCCUGAAGCACAUACGCUUGUAUUUAGUACAGAGGUUCCCCCGCUGCUGCCCGGUCAUUUAAGAAAACCCACAUCCUGUUCAAAAUGUGGUCGGGUUAAUGACCACGAUGCGCAGUUCUGUGGCUGGUGUGGACUGAAGGUGAGCUCUCCUCCAUUCUAUCUCACUUGCUUCAAGUGUGGCGCAAGUAACCGUACAGGGGCACGAUUCUGUGGCACUUGCGGCGUUCAUCUUGAGCCUCUAUAUGGAACGAGCUGGAAAGACAACAUCUUGUUGAGUGCUGGAGACGGCUUUGUCGUUUCUGAGAAUAAUCACUUGGUGAAUUGGCAGCAACACACCUUUCCAUUCCCAACGUCAAAACCUGAUGCACUUGGGAGAAAAGAGCAAGGAACCCAAACAGUUGGCCUGUUCUUCCCAUCUGGGAAAUUCCUGGAGAAGCGAGAAUGCGAGCUGGUCUCGCAAAAGGAAAAGCAGCACAGGAUGAGCGACCGCAAACCUCUGCUCACGGCCGUCAGUCCCGGAAGAGGUUACUGGAGGAAGCAACUGGAUCACGUGUGUGAACACCUCAGAAGUUAUGCACAGAACAACAUAGAGUUCAGAACGUUGAUCGGAGAACCUCAGAUGGGAAAGCUUAUAUCCGCAACCGUCCAUGAGGAUGAACACCAAGUCAGUAUCCGGCUAAAUUAUGCGCUUGCUGUAAAUAAGGGUAUUCUGACCUAUAAAACAACAUCAUAUGAUUAUCACGGUCUGAGUUCCAGAAAGGGAAGUGCAAAUGGAUUCGAUGAAAGAAAAGCUACUUUGGCAAAUGAAGAGAGUCGGAGAAUCUUGAGUCCCAGAGAGAAAAGCCAAAGGAUGACCAGGAUAUGGAAAUAUCUAGACAAGGAAGGCAGACUUUCUAAUGAAUCCAGGCAGCUGCUGCAGGAGGUUGAUGCGAAAGGUGAAGGGCGACCUUCUUUGGUUGCGCAAUUAAUUGAUGAGGGAGCGGAUCCUAACUGCACCAAUGACCACGACCAAGUUGCUUUGACGUUGGCUGUCCUGAACAAGCACCACGAGGUCAUUCCUGUCCUUGUGCAGAAAGGCGCAGACAUUGAUCAUCGGUCAGGGCCGCUCAACAACACAGCUCUUCACGAAGCCGUCUUGCUGGGACUGGAAGGGCUGGAUUGCACCGAAGCCUUGCUAGGAUGUAACGCAAACAUUAAAAUGAAGAAUGCCAAAGGACUGUCUGCCUACGAUUUGGCUUUGAAGAGCAACAGUGACAAAAUAGUCUCCCUCUUUGCCAGUAAGCUCGGGCAAGGAAUACUGGACACUGUAACAUAGUUCAGCAGCGUCCCACUAACCGCUGAUAAUGAAAUCCCCAGGGCUAAUAGGUUUGGAAGAAAUUUUUGUGAGAUUGUGUGCCUUCUGAUUUCAAUGAAUUCUGUUAUUGAGUUAA